AUGGCCUUGUGGCAUUCCGCCAAGAUUGCUGCGGAGCGCAUCCCGGUCCGUGCACGCGGCGUGCAAACAGGCAUGCCACGCACGCUGAAUCACAUCCUGUAUGAAAUGCGGCACGCUGCGGAAAAAAACCAAGCGCUCGAUGCACCCGUCCAAGUACACGGGUGGAUCGCUUCGAUGCGCAAGCAAAAAACGCGCAACUUUAUGGAAUUAUCCGAUGGGACACUGGGAGGAAGCAUGACGCUGCAGGCCAUGCUUGUCGGUGAUGCAGAGGGCCUCGCUCCUGGCGUCGCUGUACGCCUGCACGGCCGUAUGCGGCCCGGCCGCGGCACAAAAAAAGACCAAUCGAUCGAGAUGCAUGUGGAUACAUACACUGUGCUUGCACCCAACGACCUUGCGACCUACCCGCUUGCACAUCUUAUGAACCGCAGCGACCGUGGAGACCCUGCGCACUUUGCAGCAGCCGAGAUAGUGCGCCGCGAAUCUCACUGGAAGCCACGCACCGCACGUUAUGGCGCCGUUUCUCGCACGCGCUCGCGAAUGGAAAGUGCGAUGGGCGCGUGGUUUGAAGAGAAUGACUAUGUAAAAGUGCACCCGCCUGUUAUCACCAGCUCGGACUGCGAGGGCGGCGGCGAGAUUUUUCGCGUCGUGGCCGAAGCUGACGCCGGCAAGCAAGCAACGCCGCACGAUCUCAGUGCUUUUUGGUCGCAUCACAGCGCUUUUCUCAGCGUUUCGACGCAGCUGCACCUCGAGGCAUUUGCACUUGGUCUUUCGCGGGUAUGGGCGCUCACGCCCGUCUUUCGCGCCGAGGGAUCCUCGACAAAUAGACACCUUGCCGAAUUCUGGAUGUGCGAGGCAGAGCUCUGCUGGAUUCCCCAAGGGACCGACGGUCUUAGCGCAGUGAUGGACUGCGUCGAAGGCGUGAUUAAGGCUGCGGUGUACAGUGCGGUCGGUCGCGAUAGCUCGAUUCCACGCCAUCGGCAGCGCGCGGAAGAAGAUAUGCAGCUACUACUCGAUGCGCCGCACCCCGAGCAAGUCCUUGCGGGGCAGGCCGCGCUGGACACUGCAUGGCCGCGCAUUACCUACACAGACGCCGUGCGGAUCCUUGGCAUGCACCACCACACGGUCGAUUCUUCAGAUCGGUUCGAAAUCGAGCCUGUCUGGGGCGACGCGCUGCGUUCCGAACACGAGCGCUGGCUCGCGGACCGUGCAGGCACUCCUGUGUUUGUCACCGACUAUCCCGCAAAAGGCAAGCCAUUUUACAUGCGCGAGAAUGCGCAGCGUGUGCGUCUCACAGAUGGGCUUGCGCCAGGCCACGAGCAUGAAGAGCGCGAAACGGUGGCUUGCUUCGACCUACUUGUCCCGCAUGUCGGCGAGAUUGCCGGCGGGAGUCUGCGUGAGGAGCGCGAAGAGGUGCUGGCGCAGCGGAUGCGUGCACAAAAUGUGGCACAGAACGAUACGCGGCUUUCGUGGUACAAAGAAGAUCUACGUCGCUACGGCGGUGCGCCGCAUGGUGGUUUUGGGCUUGGCGUGGAGCGAUUGCUCAGCUGGAUCACGCACACGGAGAAUGUGCGCGAUAUCGUGGCAUUUCCACGAGUCAAAGGGCCGCUGCGCUACUAA
Molecule: messenger RNA, 1617 nt
Organism: Malassezia vespertilionis
Lineage: Eukaryota; Fungi; Basidiomycota; Malasseziomycetes; Malasseziales; Malasseziaceae
Product: asparagine--tRNA ligase
Exons: 1
Coding region: 1-1617 (538 amino acids)
Biological process (GO): asparaginyl-tRNA aminoacylation
Cellular component (GO): mitochondrion
Molecular function (GO): asparagine-tRNA ligase activity; ATP binding
Source: RefSeq, a predicted model, not a curated record